AGGCUCCAGAAGGGGUUAAAAAUAAUAAUAAUAAUAAAAAAACCCAACCAGACAACAAAACCUCCAAACCAACAACCCCCAAAGGCAGCCACCACCAUCGCAGCCCCCCGCCCAGCCAUGGUGCGGUGCUGAGCGCGGCCCCCGGGGCCAGCGGGGGGGACCAUGAACCUAGUGGGGGGCUACCAGCACCACCACCAUCACCACCAUCACCACCACAUGCUGCACGACCCGUUCCUCCUGGGGCCGGCGGCGCGGUGCCACCAGGAGCGAGCCUAUUUCCCCGGCUGGGUGCUCAACCCCGCCGAGGUGAGCCCCGAGAUCGCCGGGCAGAGCCCGAAUUACGGCCCCACCGAGUACAGCCCGGCUGGCCAAGGGCGACUGGAGGCUCUCGGCAACCGCCUGGGUCGUCGGAAAGGGGUCGGGGGUCCUAAGAAAGAGCGACGGAGGACGGAGAGCAUCAACAGCGCCUUCGCCGAGCUCCGCGAGUGCAUCCCCAACGUGCCCGCCGACACCAAGCUCUCCAAGAUCAAGACCCUGCGCCUGGCCACCAGCUACAUCGCCUACCUGAUGGAGGUGCUGGCCAAGGACAGCCAGCCCGGGGACACCGAGGGCUUCAAAGCCGAGCUCAAGAAGACCGACAGCAGGGAGAACAAGAGGAAAAGGGAGACGCAGCCCGAGGUCUACUCGCAGCCUUUGGGCCACGGCGAAAAGAAGCUGAAGGGCCGGACGGGUUGGCCCCAGCAGGUCUGGGCUCUGGAACUGAACCCCUGAGGGCUGCCCCGACGGCGCUCCCCGCUCUAUGUGCAAUGUCGGAGAGAGCCCGGCCCCGUUCCCGGAGCCCUUUCCAGGCGCAGGAUGCGGGUUCCCAGCUCGGCUCCCCCUCGCUGAGGCGGACGCUCCGCAGGAUUCAAGCGAAGGGCGCCUUGCGGGUCGGAUCCUGCCCGCCCCAUCGGGGCCAUUUCCCCCCUCGCCCCUUCCCCAGUUUUCGGUAAUCGUUGCUCUUUCCAAUUGUCUGCGGCGAUCGGUGCCUUCUGUCCUCCCGGGCCGGGUUAAAACGGUUUGAUUCGUUUGCUGUUGUAAAUACGAGCCCCUUCUUCUGUCCCCGUCCCCAUUCGCUGCCUGACCGACGUGUGGCCGCGGUGAAACUACCUAGAGGUGCAUCUGGGAACACUCCUGUGCCGGGUUUUCUACCUCAGAUCUGUAUGACCACUUCCCGAGGGACCGGGCGCGCCACAUCACGUAUUUAAAACAGAAUA
Cuculus canorus (common cuckoo) is the source of this 1256-nucleotide messenger RNA. RefSeq names its product heart and neural crest derivatives expressed 1 (gene HAND1). The coding region runs from base 163 to 771 and encodes 202 amino acids. The record is from RefSeq and is a predicted model, not a curated record. The transcript is spliced from 2 exons. Gene Ontology annotation, molecular function: protein dimerization activity; RNA polymerase II transcription regulatory region sequence-specific DNA binding; DNA-binding transcription factor activity, RNA polymerase II-specific. Gene Ontology annotation, biological process: heart development; regulation of transcription by RNA polymerase II. NCBI's taxonomy places the organism in Eukaryota, Metazoa, Chordata, Aves, Cuculiformes, Cuculidae.